Messenger RNA from Gadus chalcogrammus (walleye pollock), 2274 nucleotides. RefSeq names its product coenzyme Q10B (gene coq10b). Gene Ontology annotation, biological process: cellular respiration; ubiquinone biosynthetic process. Bases 34 to 768 code for a protein of 244 amino acids. The transcript is spliced from 5 exons. The record is from RefSeq and is a predicted model, not a curated record. Lineage: Eukaryota; Metazoa; Chordata; Actinopteri; Gadiformes; Gadidae. Gene Ontology annotation, cellular component: mitochondrion. Gene Ontology annotation, molecular function: ubiquinone binding.
AGACGAGAGGGAGUAGACCUCAAAGAAGGGAAGAUGGCGAGGGGUAGCAGAAGCCUGCUCAGAGCUGCCGAGUGUUUAAAACAGAUACAGUCCACAGCUGCCCGGGAGACACAGACCAGACACCUGUCAUCAUGUGGGAUUCUGAUGGCGCGUGCUCCCCAGCUGCAGUGCCCCACUAUGCCAGGGCGCGUCAUGGCGCUGUCCGCCAUGCCAUGGCGCGUCAUGCCGGUGCCCGUCCGCGGUUUCUUCAACCUCGCUGGGUCCUUCUCCAAGAAGAGGGAGUACUCUGAGAGGCGCAUCAUUGGGUUUUCCAUGCAGGAGAUGUACGGCGUGGUGGCCGGGGUUGAGGACUACCGCCACUUUGUUCCAUGGUGCAAGAAGUCUGACGUGGUGUUCAGGAGAGCGGGCUUCUGCAAGGCCAAACUGACAGUGGGCUUCCCCCCUGUGGUGGAGAACUACACCUCAUUGAUCACCUCCGUGCGCCCCCACUUGGUCAAGGCCUCCUGUUCAGAGGGUAAGCUGUUCAACCACUUGGAAACGGUGUGGCGCUUCAGUCCCGGCCUCCCUGGGUACCCACGCACCUGCACCGUUGACUUUGGCAUCUCCUUUGAGUUCCGCUCGCUGCUCCACUCUCAGCUGGCCCACGUGUUCUUCGAUGAGGUGGUGAAGCAGAUGGUGUCGGCCUUCGAGCGCCGCGCCUGCUCGGUGCACGGUGCCGAGACCCGCAUCCCUCGCGAGCUCAUGUUCCACGAGGUCCACCACACGUAGCAGGGGAACCCCCCCCCCCCCCCCCCCAGUACACACACACACACACACAUGUAUACACAUACACAUACACACACACGCACAAAGGAAGUGAGACUGGACAGAAGAGAUCAAUGGUCCCGCUGUGUGUGUGUGUGUGUGUGUGUGUGUGUGUGUGUGUGUGUGUGUGUGUGUGUGUGUGUGUGUGUGUGUGUAUAUUCAUAUAUAACUAGCCCCACCAAACAAAGUCAACACAGGGUUAGUGCCAAUGGGAAAAAAUCACAAACCUUUCACGGCUGUUCUUUAAAUGUUUAGAAAAGCUUAUUGUUACAUUAUGUGGUUGGAUUUAAUUUCCUUGUUUUUCACCCCUAAAGAAAAUUCUACUGCGAAACUGGCCAGAUUUGCACACUCAGACUAUGAGUUUAUAGAGGUGCUCUCUUCAAAACUAUGGCAGUAUGACACCUUUCUCUUCGAUCAUUCUGACUGUGUGCAACGCUGGAUGACCAUUUAUUUCACACUGUGUUUAUAUUUGAUAAUGUGCAAUAAUGGCUUUCAAAAUGAUCAUAGAGUAAGCAAUAAUAACCACUGUCUUAAAACAAAAUGGACCCAAACUGGCUAGACAGUGACCUGGGGCACCUGGACUCACACCUGGUCAUGCCAGAGAGCUGUGUUUCAGGGAGGGAUCGGAUGCUCUGCAACCCAAUGACAAUUCCAACAUUCAAACCCAACUUUUGUAUUUUGAACAUUUGUUUUAAUAUAUUCAUUUAACAUAUUUAUUGGUAUGGUAAGAGUUGUAAUGUAUAUACCAAUAUCAAGAUGCAAGAGAAAUGUAUAUAUUGUACUGCUAAACUAUAUAGGAUAUAUAUUCUUAAGUUUCUUUAAUGUUUGGAGAUUGUUUAUCUGAGCUUAUUUUUGUGUUAACAGAAUUGGAUUGGAUUGCCUACAUCUACUGACUGCAUGAUAAAACUAUUUUUUAUAGAAAAACUGUUUCCUUUGUGUUCUUUCGUGCCUUUGUGCGUUGCGGAGUGAAUCCAUACUAUUUAAGCCCAGGUCAGGGACUUGGGGUUCUACCACAAAUAGACUCAUCAUGUGAAAGGUAAGAAUAGACCUGAGUUUGGAUCGCUGUUAUGACAGAAAUGCAAAGGUCAAGUUGGAAAUGCAUAGCAGCAUUUUGCCUCUCCAUUCACUACCUCCAAAUACAUUUACUUUAACUUUCGAUGCUAAAAUAUGCUUUUGAAAGAUGUGAUGAACUUAUGUAUACUUUUUGUGUAUACCUCAAAGGCAUACACAAACCCUUAAAGGCUAUAUUAUAUUAGGAAUACAUUACCUUUUUCCAUUCAACUGUGGGAGAAUUGUCAAGUUCGCCACCUAAAUAAAGAUGUUCAAAUAUAUCCAGCAAAUCUAAAAUGUACUGCAGCUAUGAAAGACAGAAUGUGCACUCAUUUAGCCUGUGUUGUGUGGCUGGUUGAAGGAGUAACAUCUAGUAAAUAACCCAAUUUCAUACUUACAAAAAAGCAAGUAGUUUAUAUA